Messenger RNA from Morchella importuna, 690 nucleotides. RefSeq lists its product as uncharacterized. The transcript has a single exon. Bases 1 to 690 code for a protein of 229 amino acids. Lineage: Eukaryota; Fungi; Ascomycota; Pezizomycetes; Pezizales; Morchellaceae. The record is from RefSeq and is a predicted model, not a curated record.
AUGUCCGAAUCAGUAACCGAAAAUACCAUCCUUGAUCUGAGUGCAGAUUCAGCCGUCAUCCAAGCCUGGCUGGCAUUGAAGAACUCUAAAAAAAUCAAUGGCUGGUACAUUCACCCCAGAAUCGUUUCCUACACCAGUUUUAAACGCAAACGGAACGAGAUUGCAGCAAUCAAACGGAACAGCACUCUCAGUGACGAAUAUCUUGAGCAUCAAAUUGCAGACUUCGAAAGGCCAUGCACCAUCCAAACUGCAUUCACCAAAAUAAUCAAAAAAGGCACUAUCUACUUCAUGUCAGGCCCAAUUCACGAUGCCCAUCAAAUCAGGAGUGAGAAAUUGGACCCGGAUUUUCAUUCAUUUGUCCUCAUUUACUACAAUAACAUCGUCGUUCUUAUGGAUCCAGAAUACAGCAAUGCAGACAGGGUGGAGAAGUUGGACAAGAAUGGCGAAAAAAUCCUGAUGAGGUUUACAAAGAUUGGUGGUGGGCUAGGAGUUGCAAUUCCGUUGAUGAGAAUGAUAAAGAAUAAGUACAAGGUUGAGCAAUGGUGGAUGGGGAAGGGUACAGAUCUGGCUGCAAGUGACGGUACCAAUUGCAAUAACCUCACACAAGAUAUCAUUCUCAAUGUACUCAAAAUCGACGAAAAAAGAGAGGUAGAUUGGGCUGCAUUGGGCUUUGAGGAGCUUACCUGUUAG